This is a messenger RNA of Nilaparvata lugens (brown planthopper), 1664 nucleotides long. RefSeq lists its product as uncharacterized. The record is from RefSeq and is a predicted model, not a curated record. Lineage: Eukaryota; Metazoa; Arthropoda; Insecta; Hemiptera; Delphacidae. The transcript is spliced from 5 exons. The coding region runs from base 210 to 821 and encodes 203 amino acids.
CGCGUCGUGGUAAUAUGAAAAUGCUGUUCAGUGCUUUUCAAGGCCUUGCUGAAGAUACUUAUAGAAUAUUCAAAAUUAAUUACACAGUUAAUUUAUUGGUAACUAUUUUCGUCUAAACAGUAGCAAUUGCCUUUGAUGCUCUGCUAACUCGCUCAGUUGAUUGGUGAAGCUUUUAGAAUUUUCAGUCUGAGUUUAACAUUUAUUGCAAAAUGCUGCAAAAACGAUUGAUGAAUUUACUUUUUGGUGUGAGUGCCCUUAUACUGUUUUCAAAGCUGAAUUGGUAUGGAGUAUAUUGUGGACAGGGAAUGGGUGAAGCUGAAAAAUCUUUAACAAUUUCAAGAUCAGGGCAAGGAAACGAAAUUCACAUAAGUAUUCUUAAUAGUCCAGUCCCAGGAGAGUUGAACACUGGGGUGCAAAAUGAAAGAGCUGUAUGCAUUGAGAUGGCAGGAUAUAGGUACCAUCAUGACAACUUCAGAAUCAGAGUCAACUCGAAAAAGACCGGUACUGGUCAACAAAGUAUGGAUCUUUCCAAUAAAUGGUCUCGUACGCCGACUUUUAAAAGCUACAUCUGCACCAGUCCACAGGUAGCUAAUUUUUUCUUCUACCGAGUGGAGCAAAUAUUUGUGCAUAAAAGUAUAUUGCAAGUAUCAACUGCCUUCUUUUAUGAUAAGAGAUUGGAUGCUGAACGGGCGGAAAUAACGGAAUAUGGUGAAAACUGUGGUAAAAGUACAGCUAACAUAAAAGUGGUAACUUACAGAACCUUUGACGAUCCGAGUACAAACAAAAUAUAUAGUGGCGCUGUGAAAAUUUUAGCACCUUAAAGAAGUUUGAAGAGUAAAUUCUUUUAUUCAUGAAGUAAAAUGCCUCUUAUCUUUCUUGUUUUUAAAGUUUUGUUUCCAGUGUGUUUUUAAUUUAUCAUUUGUGUAUUGCAAUACACGAUUAUAAUAUUGUUGAAUAGUCUAGAUAUUGGUUGUAGAGUAGUAGUGUAUUUUUGCUUUCAAAGUUUUGUUUCGAGUGUGUUUUUGAUUUCUCAUUUUUGUGUAUUGCAGAAUACACGAUUAUAAUAUUGUUGAAUAGCCUAGAUAUUGGUUGUAGAGUAGUAGUGUAUUUUUGCUUUCAAAGUUUUGUUUCGAGUGUGUUUUUGAUUUCUCAUUUUUGUGUAUUGCAGAAUACACGAUUAUAAUAUGUUGAAUAGCCUAGAUAUUGGUUGUAGAGUAGUAGUGUAUUUUUGCUUUCAAAGUUUUGUUUCGAGUGUGUUUUUGAUUUCUCAUUUUUGUGUAUUGCAGAAUACACGAUUAUAAUAUUGUUGAAUAGCCUAGAUAUUGGUUGUAGAGUAGUAGUGUAUUUUUGCUUUCAAAGUUUUGUUUCGAGUGUGUUUUUGAUUUCUCAUUUUUGUGUAUUGCAGAAUACACGAUUAUAAUAUUGUUGAAUAGCCUAGAUAUUGGUUGUAGAGUAGUAUUGCUUUCAAAGUUUUGUUUCGAGUGUGUUAUCAAAUUCUCAUUGUUAAGUAUUGCAGAAUACACAAUUAUUGUUCAAUAGUCUGUUGGUUGUAGAGUAGUAUUACAUUGUAGUUUAUGUAAAAUGUAAUUUUAAAGCAAACCUUCUAUCAAGAUGUGAGAAUUCUAGUAAUAAUUCAAGAAUCAAUAAAAAUUGAGUUUUCACGA